AUAGCACUCUUCAAAUAAACCUCACAUCAGUACCUCAUGGCUCAUAUUGCUGUGGAGAGAAACAGAAGAAGGCAAAUGAAUGAACAUCUUAGGGUUUUGAGAUCUUUAACCCCUUCUUUCUAUAUCAAAAGGGGAGAUCAAGCCUCCAUUAUUGGGGGAGUCAUAGAGUUCAUCAAGGAGUUGCAUCAAGUGUUGCAAUCCUUGGAGUCGAAUAAACGAAGGAGGAAGAGUAUAAGCCCUAGCCCCGGUCCGAGCCCCAGGCCACAGCUGGUGGCUUUGGGGUCCGAUAAAAGCCCGUUCGGAUUUGAAAAUGGAGUUGACGUCGGAGCAUGUUGCAAUUCAUCGGUUGCGGAUGUUGAAGCAAAGAUUUCGGGUUCGAACGUGGUUUUGAAGAUCAUUUCUCGACGGAUUCCCGGCCAACUUUCAAAGAUGAUUGGUGUCUUCGAGAGGCUGUCCUUUGAGGUUCUUCAUCUCAACAUUAGUAGUAUGGAUGACACGGUUCUAUACUCUUUUGUUGUCAAGAUAGGGCUUGAAUGUCAGCUAAGUUUGGAGGAAUUAGCUUAUGAAGUUCAACAAAGCUUUUGCUCUCAACUUUAUUUAUGCCAGUGAUAAACAUAAUUUAAUUAACCUUUCAAGAACUUAAUUAUAUGCUUAAUUAUAGUCAGUUUUAGUUUACAUUAAGAAUAGAAAAAUAAGAAAGUUUGGCAGAUCACUCAAGAUCACUGUUUAAUCAAUAUAAGAAGCUAAUUUACAUAUA
Messenger RNA from Cucumis melo (muskmelon), 757 nucleotides. RefSeq names its product transcription factor MUTE. The coding region runs from base 37 to 609 and encodes 190 amino acids. Gene Ontology annotation, molecular function: DNA-binding transcription factor activity; protein dimerization activity. The transcript is spliced from 3 exons. Gene Ontology annotation, cellular component: nucleus. Gene Ontology annotation, biological process: stomatal complex development; guard cell differentiation; positive regulation of DNA-templated transcription. The record is from RefSeq and is a predicted model, not a curated record. Lineage: Eukaryota; Viridiplantae; Streptophyta; Magnoliopsida; Cucurbitales; Cucurbitaceae.